AUGAAGGUCAUGCUGCAGGCUCACGGCCUCUGGGACGCAGUGGAGUUUGGUGAUACGGAUUUCAAGGAAGAUCGCAUGGCGCUGGAAACCAUCCUCCGCACUGUGUCCCAGGAGAUGAUUGGCACGCUCAUUGUCAAAACGAGCUCCAAGCAGGCCCAGGACACCAUCAAAUUGAUGUGCGUCGGCGACAAUUGUGUCCACAAGGUCUCGACGCAACAAUUGCAGAUGGAAUUCAAGGCAAUUUCAUUUCGUGACAAAGAGACAAUCGACGAUUGCGCGAUGCAUCUCUCCGGCCUCGUCACCAACCUCGCCACGCUCAAAGAAAUGAUGGAAGAACAAAAUAUGACUCUCACGCUGGAGGAAGUGACUGGGAGGCUAAAGGCGGUGGAGGAUCGCCUCAAUCCGGAAGAAUCCCCUGCCGUCGGCAGAAAGUCCUCCUCACCGAGGAGUCAUGAAUUGCGCGAGCCACCAGCUAACCACGUCCACCUCGACGAGCCACGUGCACAAGUCCACCUUGGUGACAGCGACGACGGCGAUCACCUGGAGGGCUGGUACUUCGAUACUGGUGCCACCAACCAUAUGGCGGGUCACCACGAUGACUUCACGAAGCUCGAUCGAGGUGUGGUGGGUUCCGUCCAUAUCGAAGAUGGCUCAAUGGUCGACAUCCGCGGUUGUGGCACCAUCGUAUUUGCUAGAAAGAAUGGAGAGUACAAGGCACUUUACAGCGUCUACUUCAUCCCACGGCUAAAGAAUAGCAUCAUCUGCGUGGGUCAGCUGGACGAGGGUGGAUCCAAGAUGCUGAUCGAGGACGACAUCUUACGGAUCUGGGACCGUUAG
This is a messenger RNA of Phragmites australis (common reed), 837 nucleotides long. RefSeq lists its product as uncharacterized. Bases 1 to 837 code for a protein of 278 amino acids. The record is from RefSeq and is a predicted model, not a curated record. The transcript has 3 exons. Lineage: Eukaryota; Viridiplantae; Streptophyta; Magnoliopsida; Poales; Poaceae.